Micropterus dolomieu (smallmouth bass) is the source of this 790-nucleotide messenger RNA. Its product is annotated as BOLA class I histocompatibility antigen, alpha chain BL3-6-like. The record is from RefSeq and is a predicted model, not a curated record. The transcript is spliced from 5 exons. NCBI's taxonomy places the organism in Eukaryota, Metazoa, Chordata, Actinopteri, Centrarchiformes, Centrarchidae. Gene Ontology annotation, biological process: immune response. Gene Ontology annotation, cellular component: external side of plasma membrane. The annotation marks the transcript as partial.
UUUUGCCAUAAUCCACAAAUAUUCAAACUGUGUUUCACUGUCCUCUCUCUGGAUUCAGACGUCCAUGUUCUUCAUUGGAUGAGCGGCUGUGAGGGGAACAUGCAGCCCAACGGCAGCAUUACGUUUCACCGUGGUAAGGACAUGUACAGCUACGAUGGAAACGACUUCUUGUCCUUUAAUCACACCAACAAAGUCUGGGUUGCUUGGACUGAAGCGGCCAUCUGGACAAAGGAGAAGUGGAAUAACCAGGUCCUAAUAGAAGUCACCAGGCAGUACCUGGAGAACGAGUGCAUUGAUUCGUUGAGGAAUCUUGUGGCUUAUCAGCGAAUGCGCCUUCAAAAUGCCCCUCCACCUGAGGUCUUCAUGUUCUCAAAAAACACCACUGUUGCGUCAAAGGUCAUGUUGACGUGCCUGGCCACAGGUUUCUACCCAAAAGACAUCAUCCUGAACAUCAAGAGAAACGGUCGUGUUCUAACUAAAGAGGACAGAGUGUUUUCCUUUAGCGUUCGACCAAAUGAAGACGACACCUUCCAGAGAAGAGACAGUGUGGAGAUUUUAAGGAGGGACACAUCUACAUUCACCUGUGAAGUGAUUCACCGUGCAUCCAGGUUACAUGUUGAGAAGGAAUGGGAUCAUAAACUCCCUCCUGGACCUGAAGGACUUGGACCCAUCAUUGGUGGAGUUGUAGUGCUGCUCGUGUUGGGCGUAGUCAGUGUGGUGCUGGCUGUCUUGUGCAAAAAAGGCAUAAUUGCUGCUGCCAACAAUGGACCCAACUCUGCUCAAAAUGUAC